Molecule: messenger RNA, 1866 nt
Organism: Cantharellus anzutake
Lineage: Eukaryota; Fungi; Basidiomycota; Agaricomycetes; Cantharellales; Hydnaceae
Product: glycoside hydrolase superfamily
Exons: 12
Coding region: 241-1677 (478 amino acids)
Biological process (GO): oligosaccharide catabolic process
Molecular function (GO): alpha-amylase activity
Source: RefSeq, a predicted model, not a curated record
CCCCCACAUGUCUUCAAUUGGGCGUUCCGUGCUCAAACAGCGUGCUACUUCGACUCUCCGCCAGAAUUUCGUAUUGUUCCUCAGAAGGACGUCGCGGGCAUGAGAUACGCUGCGCUUAUAUGAGCCUCGCCUCUGCGAUACCAUGUCAUACCUUCCUAAUCAGCCUCGUUCCUGCUUUUCCCGAACUAAGCAGUCGCAAUCCUCGAUCAAACUAUAGGCUCCCUCAUCUGGGGGAUCUGAAUGUCUCAAGUCCAGCCUAACAGAGACUGGUGGAAAGAAGUCAAUACGUUAUUGGCUCAGUCCUAUAUAUCGGAGCCCAAAUUUGAUAUGGGCUACGAUAUCUCUGAUUACUGUUCCCUCGAUCCCCGCUAUGGCGAUAUAGACGAUAUGCACCACAGUUCGAAAUUGAGCCCUAAGCGAGACUGGUACAUUUGGCGCCCCCCGUAUAGAUGGUCUGGGAACCGUCAUCCUCCCAAUAACUGGGAUGCAAUAUGGGGAGGCUCCGCUUGGGAGUGGGACGAGAACACACAGGAAUAUUAUCUUCAUCUUUUCUUGAAAGAGCAACCAGACUUAAACUGGGAAAACAUCGAAGUCCGCCGUGCCGUGCACGAACUCAUGCGCUGGUGGCUCGAUAAAGUCUCAGGAUUCCGUAUGGACGUCAUCAAUCUUAUUUCCAAACCCGAAGGCUUACCUGACGAGCCGCUUGAGAACGCUGGAUUUACCGUUUUCCCCGUCAGCAUCCCGAAUGGCCCCCGAGUACAUGAAUUCCUUCGUGAAAUGAACGAGGAAGUCAUAUCAAAAUACGAUGCAAUGACGGUCGGAGAAACCCCCUGGACACACGACCCCGCCAUCCUCGCCCGAUACGUAAAACCAUCCUCAAAAGAGCUCAACAUGGUCUUCACCUUUCACCACGUAGACAUAGAUGGAGGUGUCGAAAAUUCUUGGAAACCCAUCCCCUGGAAACUCUCCUCUUACAAACAAAUCAUCAACAAAUGGCAAACAUACAUGCAUGAACACGAAGGAUGGAAUUCAAUUUUCAUUGAGAAUCACGAUCAAGGGAGAUCAGUGUCGCGUUUUGGCAAUGAUUCGGCCGAGUAUAGAAGUAUUUCUGCGAAGAUGCUGGCUGUGGGUCAGAUAUGUCAGGGAGGAACGAUCUAUGUUUAUCAGGGGGAGGAGUUGGGUAUGGCCAACAUGCCGCCUUCAUGGGGGAUCGAGGAAUAUAAAGAUAAACGUCGCGAAAAUUCAGAGAAUCCAGACAUGUCCGAUAUCCUUAAAGACCUCCGAAAGAAAGCCCGAGACAACGCCCGGACUCCAGUCCAAUGGGACGAUUCGCCGCACGCUGGGUUCACAUCAGAGAAUGCAACCCCCUGGAUGAGGAUGAACGAUCCAAACAGCGUACGAUUCUUCUGGAAACGAGCGCUAGCAUUCAGGAAAGCUCAUCCAGUCCUGAUCCAUGGAAGUUUCCGCCUCAUAUCCCCCGAGGAUGAAAGAGUUUUCGCAAUCGAGCGUCAACACGGCGAUGUAACCGCUAUUAUAGUGAUCAACUUCAACGGCAUCAAUAUUCCUAAAGGAUUAAAGCUUCAAUUGUCAAAUUACGAGAACACGGACGAAACACUGGAAAACACAUCUCCAACUUUGGUCAAUCUCAGACCAUACGAGGCACGAGUAUAUCUCUAACGAGGUUGUAACGAUUUCCCGCACCCCACUUAGUGAAUGCCUCAGCUUAGGGCUUUGUGUAACUACCAAUCGGCGUCAUCGAUUCCUGAAGGGUUCUAUAGAUGCAAUGCCUCCUUUCAUCCCCUUAGAUGCAGAAUGACGACAGCCUGUUAAAUGAAUAUGACGAGACUUUGCAAAACUGUCCCAUGC